Messenger RNA from Austrofundulus limnaeus, 1945 nucleotides. RefSeq lists its product as uncharacterized. The record is from RefSeq and is a predicted model, not a curated record. The coding region runs from base 107 to 1255 and encodes 382 amino acids. Lineage: Eukaryota; Metazoa; Chordata; Actinopteri; Cyprinodontiformes; Rivulidae. The transcript is spliced from 11 exons.
UCCCUCGGCAGCUCCUGUACCUUCCUCACCAAGUCAGGAAGUUUCAUUCAUUUUUGUUCUGUUACAAUUCCUGCUUCAACUUUUUAAAGAUUUGUUGCAUUUCAAAAUGCGUCGGAGACCUGAAGCCCAGGCAGCAAGCAGCGAACCUGGAAACGUUAGUAAAAAGGAUGGAGACCAAAGAGCGGGGCGCCCGGCUGAAGCUAAAMGCAGUGUGUUUUUCAGCUCCCUUCUCCUAAACUUUGGAAAGUUUCUACUUUUAAUCAUCAUUGUUCCCCCCUUCCUAAAUUACGCAUCUCUGCAGGGAGAAGGACGGAUGCUUUUUCCAACAGAUGGACAGCUUGUUGAUAUUGGUUUGGGUCAGAARAUGCAUCUUCUGUGUAAAGGACAAGGAAAACCAGUUGUUAUACUGGAUGCACCGACUGGAAUGUCAGCAGAUAUUUGGUUUCAUGUCCAAAACAAAGUUUCCUCUUUGACAAAGGUUUGUACCUAUGACAGAAUGGGACUGGGCUUCAGCAAGCGGCUGAUGCAGAAUGAAACAACAGGAACAGAGAAAGUCUGGGGCAUGUCUACAACCGGACGGAUGGUGGAUGAUCUGCACCGACUCCUGCAGGCUGCAGGGAUCGCCGCGCCCUUCAUCCUAGUUGGCUCUGAGCUCGGAGCGUUCAAUGCCAGGUUCUACAGCCACAUUCAUGAUGUGCUGGUGUCAGACCUGGUGCUGAUCGAUCCCAUUCCAGAGACCAUUUUUGAAGACGAUCAGUGGAAGGAGUACUGGUAUGGGAAGCUGCUGCAAUUCCACCAAAGCCGGCAGUUUUCAGCAGCUACAGGACUGAGCCGCAUCCUGAUCAUCCUGGGAGUCGAGCCGAAGCUAAAAGUCAAAAAUGCCUCAGAGGAAGUGAUCCAGCGCCAGAGGUACCUCCUCUGUAACCCCGCCCACCAGAGCAGUGCUGUAGAUGAGUAUUACUUCAUGAAUGAAAGUGCAGCUCAAGUAAGGGAUAUAAAAACAUUUAAACCCCUUUCUGGCAAGAUUUCAGUGAGUGUCUUCACUGGGGAUUCCUUUGAUGAGGAAAUGCCAGAGCACCUAAACCAGAUGGUGACUGAACAUCAAAAGAGGUUCCUGAAGGAAUCCUACCCAUCAGCCAAUCAUGUUCACAUAAAAAGAGCAGACCAGCAAAUGAUCUACAACAAGCCAUCUGCCAUCAGCCAGCACCUGUGGAAGCUGGUGAGCCAGCGACAAGCCAGACCGCAGAGCGAGUGACCCGUGGCCAGAAAGGAGGGACGCCCCGGACACGGGGUCGAGUGAUAAUCAAAUAGGUUUUAAAUAUUCAAUAAAAUGUUCCGCCUAUCUUUUUUUACCUUUCUGCACGGCAGUUUGUGGAGAUUGUCUAGGUGUCUGCUGAGGUUCAUCAGAAAGUCAAUUUCAGAACAUGUUUUUGCUCAGCUCUGUCUCAUUGGAAGCUUUUUAAUUGAAGAUAACUGGGGGGUAGUCAAUGUGAUGAAAUAUUUUCUGUCUUAGAUUCAUCUUAUCUUUCAAGUUGUUAUUUCAGGCUCUUUGCCAGAUUGGCCAGUGCCAAAAUUUAAUACAUUAUUCCUUAUCAAGGUAAAAGGCCACACAGACACACACAUCACUGCUCAACUCAAUACUUUUAUCUCAUUCAGUUCUGUCUUAAUAUUUUGCCACAUUAGAGCUAAACAUUAAGGUACUUUGGAUUAUUUUUGCUCCAUUUCAUUACUUUUCUUUGUAUCUAGCUUGUAAUUGAGUUUCAACCAGAUGUGGAAUUCCGUUUUGGUCUUUUGCAAAUUGAAAGUAAAUUAAUUUUUUUUCAAAAAACAAAUGUUUUAGUGGUUAUUGUCGGAUCUAGAGUCCAGGAACCUUCACAGUCAACAUUGUCAUUGUUGUUCAGAAUGACAAAACAUAAUAAAAAAAUAAAAAACGUAAUGAAAGUCA